AUGCGUCUCAAGAAAUCGCAAAGGGCCGAGUUCUUCGAUGAGGAUGAAGAAGUCGCCCGACCCAAGCCAAGUCGUGCUACACGCUCAUUGAAACCAUUUCGCCUACUCGAUCUCCCAUCCGAGAUCCGGGAACGGAUCUACCACUUCGCUCUCUUCACUCCGUCACGGAAAAGCGCCCGGAAGAGAAACGGCACGGUUGGCGCUUCCGCAAAAAAACAUAAGGCUUUUUCGCCCACAGCCCAGCGCAUUAAUUUGUUCCUGAGCUGCCGUCGCAUCCACGAUGAGGCCAGUUACUACUUCUUCUCGACACAAGUAUUUCGACUCUUCUCCAUCCAGGACUUCGCGCAGAUGCCGACCGUCCGGCAACUGCCCCGUAGCCACCGAGGCUCGGUGACAACGAUUGAGCUGAUCUUGGGAAAUAGCUGGACUGCACCUCCCAAGAACUAUACUGUUAAUCAGGGACUGGGUCUCCACGAUAUGGUAUUGACGCGGACACUCAAAGUCUGGAUCGAGUGCGACCCCUCGCAGCCAAUCUUCGAGGGAUUUCGCAUCUCCAAGGAUUUCUAUACGGACUUUGCUGGGAACUUGCUCCGACAGAUCCUUGAACGUCUUCCCAACCUGGUCCAGGUCGAGUUUGAUGCAUAUCCGUCAGUACAUAAGAAUGGAGGGUUGAUGACGCGGUUGCUAGAAGAGACUCGAAAAUUCGGAAAGAAAGUGCUAUGGGGUCCGGAGCGAGGCUGGGUUGACGAUGAGGACGAUUUCGAUCCGCCUGAAGAGGACCUUGUCGAUUGUAUCGGUGACAAUCUGCAAUCGGCACAGCCGGCCAUGGAUAUCUUGAGUGAGACACUGCAGCUCAUUAGGUUGGAAAGGGAGGCAGUGGCUGUUUAG
Molecule: messenger RNA, 888 nt
Organism: Penicillium diatomitis
Lineage: Eukaryota; Fungi; Ascomycota; Eurotiomycetes; Eurotiales; Aspergillaceae
Exons: 1
Coding region: 1-888 (295 amino acids)
Source: RefSeq, a predicted model, not a curated record